AGCAUCACAAAGGUAGGAGGAACCAGUCUGUAGUUCAGAGAGAGACAUGGUGUGAGAGACUUACACAGCAGGGAGCACUGUGAGUUUCAGCAUCUCUCAAAUUAGGUGCAUCUUUCCCUGAAGAGGGGGAGAGAAAUGCUGGAUUCCAGAUCCGUUCUCCACUGUGUUGAAGACCAAGUCAUCUGGUCUUUGUUGAAGGCCCUCUAAUAUCUGGCACCACAUCCUACUCUUUUGGAACUCAAUCCUGCAAUUGAAAGAAUUCAGAUGACCGUUGUUCCAACUCUAGAACGGCUUCCUGCUUCAUCUUAGUGUUCUUCUCUCCUUCCUUGGCAUUCUUUUCAAGGCACUGAACCUCAUCUUUUGAAAAGGCUUUCAACAUGAUCAUGAAUUUAAUCCUUCUGUGGGCUGUCUUGAACCUGCCUGUUGCUUUGACCUUUGAUCCAAACUACAAAGACGACAUCACUCCCCCCUACCUGAUCUACUUGAAGUCUGAUUACUUGCCUUGUGUUGGAGUCCUGAUCCACCCUCUUUGGGUGAUCACAGCUGCAAACUGUAACUUACCGAGGCUUCAGUUAAUACUGGGAGUUACAAAACCAUCCAAUAUAGAUGAAGAAAAAUAUGUACAAGUGGUUGGUUAUGAGAAGAUGAUUCAUCACCCACAAUUUUCCAUCACUUCUAUUGAGCACAACCUCAUGUUAAUCAAGCUGCAAACCCAUAUUGAACUCAACAACUACGUGAAAAUAGUCAGCCUGCCCAAAGAGCCUGCAGCUGAAGACAACAUGUGUAUCGUCUCCACCUGGGCCUACAACCUGUGUGACCACUACAAGGACCCUGACUCACUGCAGAAUGUGAAUAUAUCUGUAAUCUCCAAAGUUGAGUGCCGCAAAGCCUAUAAAUACAUGUACAUCAGAGACAGUAUGAUGUGCGUGGGCAUCGUGCCAGGACGGAGGCAGCCCUGCAAGGAAGUCACAGCUGCCCCAGCGGUGUGCAAUGGGGUACUUCAAGGAAUCCUGACGUUUGUGGAUGGGUGUGUUUUGAGAGCCGAUGUGGGCAUCUAUACCAGGAUCAUUAACUACAUACCCUGGAUUGAAAAUACCAUCCAGAACAACUGAGUUCUCAUGGCAGGAAUUCUAGACCCUGUGACAACACCCGUUCCUAAGUCCAGCCUCAGAAUUAACCAGGUGUCCUGAAUUGCAUCCCACACGUCUGUCUCACUCCUGCCCCACAGGGUGGGUGGCUGGUACCUCCCUGUAUGUGACUAUGCAUGGCAGCACUUCCUCCUCCCCUACUGACGAUGAUAGCAAACUCCACACCUCUUGGAAUUUAUGAAGUGGCGACUGUGUUCUCGCUAAUGAACUGAUCAUUGCCUUACUGGGAACAAAAAUUUAAAAAAGGUUACUUGAUUGCCAUUUUGGGUAACAAAACGCCUACUACUUGCACUGAUUCAAUCACAUGUGCUUUGGGCAAGUUAUACAUGCCAGCCGGAAGUCUGAGAAGGAUCAAACUAAAUAGAAUUCCCAGGAAGGAUAGAGGGUUUAAGGGGGGACAUGUGUUACCCACACAAUUCUCAGCACCAGACAUGGAUUCUGGACAUUCAUUUUGCAGCAUUCUCAGUAGGGACUUAGCUCUGAGAGGUUAAUACCAAAGGUAACUGGGGUUUAGGUCACAGCAGAUGAACAGAGAAUAUAGGAUGGAUUUUCCCAAUGUACUCUUUCUAUGAUGCCAGCUGCCCCAGGAGCUUCAUUCUCCCCCAGUUAAACACUCUUGCCUUUUUCUUCCUUCCUUCUUCUCUUUUCAUCUCACUUUUGCAGCUCCAGUUACCAUCUGAGAGCUUUACUUGAUAGAUUUCCAUGGGGAGUGGCCUUUGACCUGUAUUAUAUUAAGGGUGAGAUGGGUCAGUGACAUUUUUGCAAAUUAGGUCUUUGCAAGAAGUCUCUGCACAUGCUCCAUU
Bubalus bubalis (water buffalo) is the source of this 1951-nucleotide messenger RNA. Its product is annotated as probable inactive serine protease 58. Gene Ontology annotation, molecular function: serine-type endopeptidase activity. The transcript is spliced from 5 exons. Gene Ontology annotation, biological process: proteolysis. The record is from RefSeq and is a predicted model, not a curated record. The coding region runs from base 378 to 1112 and encodes 244 amino acids. Lineage: Eukaryota; Metazoa; Chordata; Mammalia; Artiodactyla; Bovidae.